Thalassophryne amazonica is the source of this 3408-nucleotide messenger RNA. It is a transcript of the gene gpcpd1, whose product is annotated as glycerophosphocholine phosphodiesterase 1. The record is from RefSeq and is a predicted model, not a curated record. The coding region runs from base 1 to 2019 and encodes 672 amino acids. Gene Ontology annotation, biological process: glycerophospholipid catabolic process. Gene Ontology annotation, molecular function: glycerophosphocholine phosphodiesterase activity; starch binding. Lineage: Eukaryota; Metazoa; Chordata; Actinopteri; Batrachoidiformes; Batrachoididae. The transcript has 19 exons.
AUGGAGACCACUCAGGUGAAUUUGACCAUCAGAGGAGAAACCUCUCCAGGUGAGGUGAUUGCAGUUGUUGGUAGCUGUGAAGCUUUAGGCAGCUGGUGCCAUCAGAGAGCAGUGGUUUUACGUUCUCUUGGCGAUGAUGCGGCUACGUGGACCAUCUCGGUCACUGUACCUAGAGGAGUUGUUACCAAGUAUCGCUACUUCAGAGGCUUCUUUCUUGAACCAAAGAGUGCAGGUGAUGGCAGUCAAGUGAUAGUCAGUAUGUGGGAGACCCAUCAUCACCUGCGCACGAUGAGCCCCACAGAACCACACUUGAAUAUUGACAACGGGCAGUUUGGAAUUCACAAUGGGAUGAACUGCGUCGACUCUGGGUGGCUGACGUGCCAGACAGAGAUUCGUCUCCGUCUGCACUAUUCUAAGAUGUCUCCAGUGUCCAUCACCAAGAAGAAAUUCAAGAAGUCUCGUUUCAGGAUCAAGCUGACUUUAGAGGGCAUUGAGGAGGAAGAAGAAGAGGAUGAGCUGAGCCCUUCCACAUUACACAAAAUGACCACCACCCUGGAGAUCAGUAUGAUCAGUAGCAGCGGUUAUAAGUCACGCCACACACAGCCUGAGUGCGGGUACGCCCUAGAGCCCUCACAGUGGACAGAGUACAGCAUCCACACCAUGGAUCCAGACAACCUGGAGCUCACCUUUGAGUUCUUUGAGGAGGAUCUGAGCGAGCAUAUGGUCAAUGGUGAUGUUCAUCCAGGACACAUGGGCACUGCCUGCCUCCUCUCCUCCUCUUUUUUGGAAAGCGGCAAGGACACCGGACUCAUGACUCUCCCCAUAAUGGGACGGAAUUCCAGACAGACCAUUGGGAAAGUCAGGGUGGACUAUCUGGUGAUUCGACCAAUCCAAGGUCUGCAAUGUGAUAUGAGCUCUUCAUUCAGCAAAUACUGGAAGAAAAGAGGCGCUCUGGACGUGGGACACAGAGGAGCUGGCAGCACACAUGCAGCCAAGCAUCACAGAAUAAGAGAGAACACGAUAGCCUCAUUCAAAAGCGCUGCCAACCAUGGUGCUGCCUACGUUGAGUUUGACGUUCACCUCUCCAAGGACAAAGUUCCCAUUGUAUACCAUGAUCUGACCUGCUGCAUAUCAACAAAGAAGAAAAAUGACAAGACUUCUCUGGAGCUCAUCGAGGUGCCGGUUAAAGAUUUGACAUUUGAUCAGCUGCAGCUUCUGAAGUUGCUCCAUGCCACUGCCAUAAAAGAAAAUGGACAUAAAGAUAUUUUGGAUGAUGAAGAGGAAAUCGAUGAGCAUCAGCCGUUCCCUUCACUCUCACAGAUCUUCCAAGCCGUACCUGAAGAGGUGGGCUUUAACAUCGAGCUCAAAUGGAUCUACCAGAUGAAGGAUGGGUCGUGGGACGGCAACCUGUCAACCUACUUCAACAUGAACACCUUCCUGGACAUCAUCCUGUCCUGUGUUCUGCAAAACAGCGGCAAAAGACGUGUCAUAUUCUCCUCCUUUGACCCUGAUAUCUGCACCAUGGUGCGUCAUAAGCAGAACAAGUACCCCAUCCUCUUCCUGACUCAGGGAAUCUCAGACAAGUACCCCGAGAUGAUGGACAUCCGCUGUCAGACGACCGAAAUUGCCAUGAGCUUCGCCCAGAGCGAGAACAUCCUGGGGAUCAGUGCUCAUAGUGAAGAACUGCUGCAGAACCUCAACCACAUCAGAGCGGCGCAGUCUAAAGGUCUGGUGGUGUUCAGCUGGGGAGACGACAACAACAACCACGACAUCAGGCAGAAACUGAGAGAGCACGGAAUCGAUGGACUCAUUUAUGACGGUGUCUGUGAGCAUGAACCCGAGCAGAAAAACAUCUUCCAGGUAGAGGGGCAACACUCCCUGCAGGAGGUCAUCACAGAGGAGACCCUGAAGGGCUCCACCUGUUCCUGCUACUCCAUCCCCUGCACCAUGGUUCCAUGUCUGACCUCCAGCGCUCAUGCUGGCAGUGCCGAGUCAGAUUCUGGCCUCGGCUCCUCAUAAACAUGUCAGAUUUUCUACUUUGUCAAAGAUGUACACUCAGGAGGACAAACCAGGAAUGUUCUGACCCAACAAUGUGUGUUCAUAAAAUCAAAUUAUGUAAAGCGCAUGGCCACAACAAUGUAAACCACUGAACCUGUCUAUUCUUUGUUUACAGAUUAUUCCACAUGCACAUUCUUUUCCUCCAAAACUGGAUAUUUAAGAUGUUUUCCUUUCUUUCUAAGAGAGGCCUGCAUUAUUAUGAAAUAGUGCCAAAGCUUCACAGUGUAUAGUAUUCCUUUUGCCAUUAUAGUCACCGUGCUCAAAUGUGGUUUCCAGCUGCAAUAUUAUAACCGGAUUUGCAAUAUUCCCCCGCCAGUGCAUGUAGCCAUAGCCUCAAGUGUUACUGCCCUAAAUCUGAUGAAUGAAUUACAGCUCAUUCUCUGGUAUGAGAACUAUAGAAACAAAUACGUAUGUAGCUCACCUGUCCAGCGCAUCCAGCGUUGAGCUCAAAAUGCAAUAUGACAUGCAGACAAAUGAACACGUAUGUUGCCAUUAAUGAAUUCACUUGGUGGAAAAAAAAAAUCACUGCUGGACUUGCUGGAUAAAAAUAAUGUCCUUUCAAUAACAUGGUAAUGAAGUUCCUCUUAAAUUAAAACUUUAAAGGGGAACUUAACUAUUUUGUUCUUUCAUUUUAUUAAUUUAUAUUUUGGGUUCAAUCGAUGCAGUACUGAUUUUGCAUGCAGUUACUAUCACAGGCUAAGUGGCUACUUAAUGUAAUUGUUUGGGGGAAUCUAGAAACACUUGCGGUGAACCUCUUGUUGUUGUCAGUGAAGAGGCAAAAAUGGCAUUAGAAGUGUGGUUGCAUGGACAGGAUCUCUAUGGGGGGAAAAUGUGCACGUUUACAUCAAUGUAAAAAAAAAAAAAAAAAAAAGUGGUUGUAUAGUUGGCCACUUUAUCCAUUUACCCUCUGUUUUGGAGACCUGACUCUACGUGAAGUUACUAUAAGUCAAUUGCUGAUGAAGGCCUUCUUCCUAUACAAUGAGCCCCCCCAUCGGCAAUCCACUUGUAAUGACUCAAUGGAGAGCAUCACUACUGGAGGCUAAGGUAAGCGUCUAACUGUAUAACAGGACUUUUUUUUUUUUUAUUUUGCUUACAUUUUGUGUACAGUCACCUCUGUAGGGAUCCUUUCUGUGCUGCCUCAUCUAAUGACAUUUUUCUUUGUCAGUGGCAACAAGAAUUGUUUUACUGCGGGUGUUUUUAGCUUCGCCUGCAGAGUUAUAUUAUACAGCCAGUUAAUCCAUGAUGCUAUUUGUGUUCUAAAGCAAUACUGCACCAAUUUAUUUAUUUAUUUAUUUAUUUGUAUCUGUUUCCAGUGAGAAGUUGAACCCCAAAAACAUUUAUAGAGCUCAG